AUGUUUCGAUGGUAUAUGCUGUCGUUACUGCUACCCAUAAUAACCAGUAAUACCUUAUACACUGGUGAUGUAAAUAAUUUACAACCAUUUUGUAAUGAUGGUACUAAUUGCGACUAUAGCUCCACUUCAGUUCUCUUUUCCUCUUCGGAAAGCAGUAAUCUGAUACCAAGUCACUCCGUUUCCGUAUUGGAAAAUAGUCAGCAAAUAUCAUUGUAUAAUUUAUGGUCAUAUCUACUUUAUCGAUGGAGUAUCGUGCUAUAUUUCGUACCACUAGUCGUCAUAAUAUUAUGUAAAUGUAAAAUAAUUAAUUGUGAUGUACGACUAAUUUACGGUAACAUGCCGGAUGAUUCUGGAUAG
Molecule: messenger RNA, 357 nt
Organism: Cercopithifilaria johnstoni
Lineage: Eukaryota; Metazoa; Nematoda; Chromadorea; Rhabditida; Onchocercidae
Source: the annotation of a GenBank genome assembly